AUGGUAAGUCCACAGAGUGCAAAUCCACAGAAUGCAAGUCCACAGAGUAUAGGCUCAGGUACUGCUGAAUAUGAUCCAAGGACAGAUCCGAAAAGGAAGGCCAAGUCUAAUGAUCCUGGGUGGAAGUAUGGCUUCUGGCCAGAAAUUGGCAAUAGAGAUUUGGUUGAGUGUAUCCUUUGUGGAACACAAGUAAAGUCUGGAAUCAAGAGAUUGAAGGAGCAUCUUGUAGGUGGAUAUGGAGAUGCUGUCAAAUGUGAAAAGACAACAACAGAAAUUGCUGCUGAAAUGGAAGCAGCACUAGUUAAGGGAAGAAGAAGGAGAGCGCUAAACCUAGAUGAUGACGAUGAUGGUGUUCAAAUGGUGGAAGUGGUACCAAGUGAGAACCAGGUUCAGGGACAUCCAAGUUCAGGCACAACUGUGCAACAUCCAAGUUCAGGGACAGCAUCCAAAAGGAAGCAAUCUGCUCUGAAAUUUUCAACUUUACCACCUAGACCAAAAGAGAAGAAGUCAGUGAUUACCAUGCUUCGAAAAAAAACUGAAGAAGUGGUUGAGGAAAGACAUUCUAACAAUGGACCUGCACAAAGCAGUGUGGAGGGAAGGAUCAGGACCAAGGAAGAAAGAGAUGAAGUCAAUAUGCAUGUGGCCAAUUUCUUCUAUGAGAGUAGAAUACCAUUGAAUACUAUCAAUGCAAGGAGCUUUGAGAUUAUGUGUGAGGCCAUUGGACAGUAUGGACCUGGAUAUAAACCUCCUAGCUACCAUGAGGUGAGGGUGCCAUUGCUACGAAAGGCUGUGGAACAGACCAACAAACUAAAGGAGAAGCAUGAGGCUGCUUGGAAGCAAUAUGGCUGUACACUCAUGUCAGAUGGGUGGACAGAUAGGCGAGGCCGUCACCUCAUUAAUUUCCUAGUCAAUAGUCCAGAGGGGACUUUCUUCUUGGAGUCCGUUGAUGCAUCAAGCAAAGUACAUGAUGCACCAAUGUUGGCAGAUUUACUACAGCAGAGAAUUGAUCUCAUUGGAAGAGACAAGGUUGUUCAAGUGGUCACUGACAAUGGUGCUAACUAUAAGGCAGCUUGCAAGCUUCUUAUGGAAAGAAUUCCAACGCUGUUUUGGACUCCAUGUGCUGCACAUUGCUUGGACCUUAUGCUAGAGGACAUUGGCAAAAUGAAGGUGUUCAGCAAGCCUAUUGCACGUGCAAGACAAGUUACUACCUUUAUUUAUAGGCACGGGAGGCUUCUUGAUGCAAUGAGGGAGAAGACAGGAGGUAGAGAUCUUGUUAGACCAGGAGUAACUCGUUUUGCUACUGCUUUCCUCACUUUGCGCAGCUUGCACACUCAUAGGGAUGCUCUGAAAUUCCUAUUUUUGAUGGAGUCCUUCAUGCUCCAUGUAGUGCAGAAAGAAUAA
Sorghum bicolor (sorghum) is the source of this 1401-nucleotide messenger RNA. RefSeq lists its product as uncharacterized. Lineage: Eukaryota; Viridiplantae; Streptophyta; Magnoliopsida; Poales; Poaceae. The transcript has 2 exons. The record is from RefSeq and is a predicted model, not a curated record. Bases 1 to 1401 code for a protein of 466 amino acids.